Molecule: messenger RNA, 894 nt
Organism: Ectocarpus sp. CCAP 1310/34
Lineage: Eukaryota; Phaeophyceae; Ectocarpales; Ectocarpaceae
Source: the annotation of a GenBank genome assembly
AUGCACCUAGUCGUGUGCUCCACGGCAAAGCAAAUGCCGUUACCUGGCAAAUUGCCCAAGUGCCUCCGGACACCUCCAAUCGGCCGCCAAGAUCAGCACCUGCCGGAAGAAGUCCAGCCUGGCGGUGGGAGGAAUGCUACAAAUAUCCCAGAGAGGAAGCCAGAAAAAAAUCCUUCGACACCGACGUCGAAAAGUAAGUACUCCCCUCCAACGGACUUCAAACAAGCAACGAAGGAUUUCAAGAACGGAGAUAUGGAGGCCAACAAAUAUCUUCCGAUUAUACGGGUGAGGUUGCUCUGGGUAAAGGCGGCUUUCGGAAAGAAAGAGCUCGCGAAGAUGUGGCCUAAACUGCUCCCGAGGCUGCCUCCGGAGAAGGCUCGGGAGCUAGCUGAGGCGGCCGGAUUGGAUUUCGAGGCCCUCAGCGAGUCGGCGACGAGCCCGGCCCCGCGGCAGGUUGGGCUGAAAGACGCCACUGCGUCUUACAAGAGGGGUGACAUGGGCGCGAGGGAGUACUACGAGAACGUGCUGCUUGAGGUGUUUGGGGACAAGCUCGCUGGGAUGCUGCCCGACAUUCUCAAAGCCCUCCCGCCAGACCGUGCUGAAGCUCUGGCGGCCGUCGCGAAGGCGGACGACGUGCGGCGACUAGCCGAGGACACACCCCACGAAUGGGCGAUGAGUCUUGACGACCGACGGGUUUACGACAAGGCCUUCGUGAAGCUGGAUAAAGACCGUGAUGGGUUUCUGUCUAGCGCGGAGGCGAGGCCAGUCCUCAAGAAGGCUGUCGGAAACCAUCUCGGGGAGGCUCAGCUGGGAGACCUGUGGAAGAUGGCUGACAUCGAUCGGGAUGGCCGACUUACUAGGGAGGAGGUGAGGACUGCCCGCGUCGAUUCGUAG